AUGUCGACGUUCGCUGAGAAACCUGUGCCGCUCAUCACAUUUGAUGAAGAAGAAAACAAGUUCAAGGUUAAUGAUGCAGCUGUUGAGCUGCUGAAUUGUAUCGAAGGGCACGUGGCUGUGAUUGCCAUGGCUGGCCUCUACCGCACAGGAAAGAGCUCAAUGUUAAAUUGGCUGCUGGACAGACAGAGCGGUUUUCGCGUGGGUCCCACUAUUGAGCGCUGCACGCGCGGGAUAUGGCUCUGGGGUCAGCCACAGCGACAUACGAUGGCUGAUGGUAAAGACGUCUGGGUGCUUAUGCUUGAUACAGAAGGAAUGGGUGGCCUUGAGGCUUCGCAGCAAUACGACGCGCGUAUCUUCUCCUUGGCCACAUUGUUGUGCUCUAGACUUAUUUACAAUAGCCAUGGAAGCGUGGAUGAAAAAGCUAUCAGUGGACUCAGUUUCAUCGCACAACUAGCUAAAAACAUUAAAGUCAACGCCACGACCGAGAAAGGAGAGACCGAUAAUGAAGACGACAUCAUGCAAUUUCACAGCUUCUUUCCGUCCUUCCUUUGGGUCGUUAGAGACUUUACAUUAGAUCUCGUCGACGAAGAUGGGGAUUCAAUAACCAGUAGUGACUAUCUGGAGCGAGCACUUGCUGAUCAACCUCGAACUCCGGGUAAUAUGGAGCGUAAUCGUAUCCGAACCAUGAUGAAGGACUUCUUCCGUGACCGUGACUGCGUUACCCUAGUGCGUCCAGUGCAUGACGAAUCGAAAUUGCAACAGGUUGAUGCACUGCCGAUCGAAGACUUGCGACCAGAAUUUCAGCAGCAGCUUCGUGAUGUAAAGCAGAUUGUUUACGGCAAUAGUUUGAAGCCCAAAAUGCUGCAGGGCAAGCCUCUUAAUGGCAGAAUGUUUGCUGGUUUGCUUAAAGCCUAUGUGGCUGCUAUCAACAGCGGGGGUGUCCCCGUCAUUACGUCCGCCUGGGAAGGUGUAACUGCAAGCGAGUGCCGUAAAGCGUUAACUACAGCAGCUGAUACGUUUAAAUUGAGUCUGGCUGCUUUGGAGUUACCACUCGACGAUAAAGAUCUGAUUGAAGCGAUAAAAGACGCUGAAAAGCGAGCAAUAGCUCAGUACCGUGCGGCAGCUAUUGGUGAUAGUGCAUCAAGUCUUGAGGCUGAAUUAAGGAACCGCAUGGAGAACGAAAAAGAUGAUUGCGCACGCAAUAAUGCAGAGCGGAGCAAGGAAAUGUGCGAUCGCUUGUUACAUAUUCUGUAUGCGGAGGAAAUUCAGCCCAAGCUGGCUGCAGCCAAUGACGAAUCGGAUGAAAUGCUGCGAUUUUCGCUUAAUUGGCAAGCUUUUCGUGACCUGUAUUUGAAAAAAGCUCGUGGUAGCGCAAAACUCGAAUGCUUGCUCACUUUUUCCGAAUCUAAGUAUGCUGAGGCCAUGCGAAUCCUCUUAAGUCGGCAGGAAGAAAGCUACGAAAAGAAAAUUAGGAAACUACAAGGCGAUGUAUCUAAAGUGAAGGAGGAGCUUGGUAACGUUGGUGGCCGAGAACAGAUCUACAUGGAUCAAAUCGAGCAGAUGCAAGUUCAAUCGUCACAAAUCUUAUCCGAGAGAGCGUUUUUUGAAGCUGAGGCCGAGGCACAGCGCGAACGCGUUGCAAAUUUGGAAAGCAUUGUUCACGAUGAGGUCGAUUCAGAGCAGCAUGUACAGACUGUGCAUGAUUCUGCCAACACAAAACGAUCGAGCGAAGUCAAAAAUCGAGAGAAUGACAGCGAGCUCGAGCGCAUGAAGGCAGCAUAUGAGCGCGUGGUGCAGGAAAAGGAACGUCAGGAGAUGGAGCUCAAUUUGCUGAGCGAGGAAUGUCAGCAGCUGCGUAAAGGUCACGCUUGCGCUUGCACAAUUUCAUAG
Plasmopara halstedii is the source of this 1890-nucleotide messenger RNA. RefSeq names its product guanylate-binding n-terminal domain containing protein. The transcript has a single exon. The record is from RefSeq and is a predicted model, not a curated record. Bases 1 to 1890 code for a protein of 629 amino acids. Gene Ontology annotation, molecular function: GTP binding; GTPase activity. Lineage: Eukaryota; Oomycota; Peronosporomycetes; Peronosporales; Peronosporaceae.